Molecule: messenger RNA, 816 nt
Organism: Daucus carota subsp. sativus
Lineage: Eukaryota; Viridiplantae; Streptophyta; Magnoliopsida; Apiales; Apiaceae
Product: plant cysteine oxidase 2
Exons: 5
Coding region: 1-816 (271 amino acids)
Molecular function (GO): oxidoreductase activity, acting on single donors with incorporation of molecular oxygen, incorporation of two atoms of oxygen
Source: RefSeq, a predicted model, not a curated record
AUGCCGAUGUGGGUGAGGAAGACAUCAGCAGACCGGAGAUAUAAGGAAAUAAAGAUUCCUCCAGUGCAAGUUCUGUAUAAUACUUGUAAGGGGGUGUUUGAGAAUUUUGGCCCUGGGAUCGUUCCCGGGCCAGAGAACAUCGAACGGCUGAAGGCUGCUAUGGAUGGCAUGACAGGAGCUGAUGUUGGCCUGAGACCUGGAAUGCAGUUUUUCCGCCGAUUCCCUGUAAUAACGUACAUUCGAAUCCACGAAUGUGACAAAUUUUCGAUUGGGCUCUUCUGCUUGCCACAAUCAGCUGUCAUUCCACUCCAUAACCAUCCUGAGAUGACAGUUCUUUCCAAGCUUCUCUUCGGGACAAUUAACGUGAACUCUUUUGAAUGGGUGAAUGCGGAUCCUCCCAAUAAAGGCGGAAUCUUUUCUGCUGUGCCAUUGAGAGGCACAAACUCCCCCAGGCUGGGCUCUGAUUUCAAGCCUGCUGGGGUGCCCAGGUUGGCAAAAACCAAGGCAGAGUACGAGGUUUCUGCUCCGUGCAAGACCUCCGUUCUUUAUCCUGCUGAUAGGGGUAAUCUGCACACUGUCAGAGCAUUGACACCAUGUGCAUUCCUGGAAGUGGUUGCGCCACCAUGCUCCGUCUCUCGAGGCUGGCCCUGCACAUACUACAGGAAAUAUCAUUUCUCAACUCUUUCAGCUGUCGGGAUGAUAUCAGUGCCUGAAGAGCAGAGGCCAGGCUAUGUAUGGCUCCAAGAGACCGAGAAAGGCGAUGUCUCCCUUGUAUACAAGGAUGAGUACACCGGACCGUGCAUUGUGACUGAAUGA